Alnus glutinosa is the source of this 1817-nucleotide messenger RNA. Its product is annotated as serine/threonine-protein phosphatase PP1. Gene Ontology annotation, cellular component: cytoplasm; nucleus. Bases 416 to 1390 code for a protein of 324 amino acids. Lineage: Eukaryota; Viridiplantae; Streptophyta; Magnoliopsida; Fagales; Betulaceae. The record is from RefSeq and is a predicted model, not a curated record. The transcript is spliced from 4 exons. Gene Ontology annotation, molecular function: protein serine/threonine phosphatase activity.
GAGGGGUAAAGUAGCCUAUAAACUCUUGGGGUUUCCUUUGUUGACCCACUUUCUCUUUCUUCUUCAUCUCUUUCAGAUUUAAGCCCCUUUUUUUUUCUCUAAAUUCUGUAAAAAUUGGAGCUUUUUCUCUAAAUUCUGUAAAAAUUUAAAGUCUUCUCCUCUCUCUAACCUCUUUCUCUAUUUUUCUUUCGAUUUUGCAAAGUUUGGCAUUUGAUUACAUCCUCUCAAUCUAUUUCGGAAAGUUUUUGGGUUCUCUCUUGUAGAAGGCCUUUUUCUCUUUCUUCUUCCCACCCUCUAAAAGUUUGUCUUUCUUCUACCUUACUCCAAAAAGCUGAGCUUUUUUGAUCCAUUUUUCCUCAAUUUGAUAGCGACCGUUUUCCUUCUAGCCUCUUUUGGGUGUGAUUUGGUGAAGAAGAUGAUGAUGAUGACAAUGGAGGGGAUGAUGGAUAAGGGGGUAUUGGAUGAUAUAAUAAGGAGGCUGUUGGAAGGGAGAGGUGGGAAGCAGGUGCAGCUCUCUGAGGGGGAGAUCCGUCAACUCUGCGUCAACGCCAGGCAAAUUUUCCUUUCUCAGCCAAAUCUCCUUGAGAUUCGUGCCCCCGUUCGCAUAUGCGGUGACAUACAUGGACAAUACCAAGAUCUACUGAGGCUUUUUGAAUAUGGCGGCUAUCCGCCUGCCACAAACUACCUCUUUCUUGGGGAUUAUGUAGAUCGAGGCAAGCAAAGUUUGGAGACAAUAUGUUUGCUUCUGGCCUACAAAAUUAAAUAUCCUAAAAAAGUCUACCUGUUGAGAGGAAACCAUGAAGAUGCAAAGAUCAACCGGAUUUACGGGUUUUAUGACGAGUGUAAAAGGAGAUUUAAUGUUAGGUUAUGGAAAAUAUUUACGGACUGCUUUAAUUGUUUGCCUGUGGCUGCACUCAUUGAUGCCAAGAUACUCUGUAUGCACGGGGGACUCUCGCCGGAGUUGCAAAAUUUGGGUCAAAUAAAGGAACUUCCAAGGCCUACUGACAUCCCAGAUGGUGGUCUUCUCUGUGAUCUGCUUUGGUCUGAUCCUGAUCCUAAUAUUGAGGGCUGGGCAGAGAGUGAUCGAGGUGUCUCAUGUACUUUUGGAGCUGAUAGGGUUGCUGAGUUUUUGGAUAAGAAUGAACUCGACCUCAUUUGCCGAGGUCAUCAGGUGGUGGAGGAUGGAUAUGAGUUUUUUGCGAAACGAAGAUUAGUCACAAUAUUUUCAGCUCCAAAUUAUGGGGGAGAGUUUGACAAUGCAGGUGCUCUAUUGAGUGUUGAUGAAUCUUUAGUGUGUUCGUUCGAAAUAGUGAAACCACUUGAUAGUAAAGCAUCAACAAGCGGGUCUAAGAUGAAACUUAAAAAGCCCCCUAAAGCUGGAUCCAUGUGAUUAUUUGGAGAUUCCUUCUGUUCAGAUAGGAGAUACAAGUGAUACAGCAAGCUCAUUCAUGUUAGGGUUUGAAAUAUCUACUAGCUGACAGACUUGGUGAACAAGAAGCAUAACCUUCAUCAUAUUGGAGCUUGCUGAUAAUGUGCUUGCACUGGAAAUUGUUAUAAGAACUGUAAAUUGACGUCACAUGCUAUCCUCUGUGCAGAAGCGGAGAUGGUUGCUUUAAACACCUUUUGGCCCCUUACUGUAUUUGCAUAUUAGUGUGCAGUUUGUGAGUACUGAUUUGAGAAUAGCCUUCUUGAUUUUUGAGCAUAUUUGUAUAUUGGUCCCAUAUGUGGUCUGUUCAAGAGGGCUCCUUAUUGGUCAAACACCUGUUCAAAUAGUGGAUUACAUGAAUGGCUUCUAAUUGAACUUUUAUUUUGGAUUU